GUGCCCAACCCGCUUUGCCUUUUCAGUUUCUGAACAAAUUUGUUGCAUUUUCCAUUUUUUUCUUCGCACUCUUUCAUCUCUUCUUCUUCUGUGUAUUGAGGCAUACGCAACAAUGGCACCCAGAGGCAGACCCAGAAAGCGAUUAGGCCGAAUAGACGCAGCAAUUGAUGCCAUGACACCUUUCGGCUUUGAUGAAUCGCUAGUUCGGAAAACAGUGAAUAAACUUCUCAAGGAAUACGGCGGAAAUGAGGGAUGGGCCUUUAUUGAGGAUUGUGGCUACAAAGAACUCAUUGAAGCUAUACUUCGCGAUCUAGAGAGCAAUGAUGAAGGCACUACUAAUUUACAAGAGGUACAAUUGCUCCGGAGACUUGAGUCACUUUUGAUGAAAAUAUUAUUUUGGGGAAAAUGUUUUACUAAGAAUUCUUCUGUGUUAAUUUUUUUCCUGCUUUGGUUGGAUAGAUACAAAAGUAAAUGACAAUUGUAAGAGGAGUCGAUAGGGUAGGAGGAGUGUGUUUUUGAUGAUAAUUUUUGCUAUUUUAGUUUGACCACAAUGUCGAAAU
Molecule: messenger RNA, 560 nt
Organism: Nicotiana attenuata
Lineage: Eukaryota; Viridiplantae; Streptophyta; Magnoliopsida; Solanales; Solanaceae
Exons: 3
Coding region: 113-475 (120 amino acids)
Source: RefSeq, a predicted model, not a curated record